Messenger RNA from Sclerotinia sclerotiorum 1980 UF-70, 984 nucleotides. RefSeq lists its product as hypothetical. Bases 1 to 984 code for a protein of 327 amino acids. NCBI's taxonomy places the organism in Eukaryota, Fungi, Ascomycota, Leotiomycetes, Helotiales, Sclerotiniaceae. The record is from RefSeq and is a predicted model, not a curated record. The transcript has 2 exons.
AUGUCCGAUGUUAAAAUACGUGCGGAUAUAGAGGUUGAUGGGGUUAGUGUUGGGAUUGGGAAAGAAUAUAUAUGGAAGGGGACAAAUGGGAUGAGGAGUUUGGAGGUUCAGAUACCUGUACGAGUCCUGCGUGAAGGGGGUUGGUGGACGACGAUGAUUGUACGGCCUGCGGGGGUCAUGUAUGGAGUGGAUUCUUUUGAGGAUGUUUUGAGGUAUGAUGACAGGACUGAAGGCGGGGUUGCAAAAGUCAGAAGUAGGGCAAUUGACCUGAAAACUGGGGCAACUAUGUCAGAUGGUAUGGCUGAACGAGUUUUCAAUACUGGGUUUGGAAUGGAGGAGGAAAUCCGUAUUUGGGAAGAAACGGGAGACAGUAUUGCGAGACAUAUUUGGGAUGCGGGUUUAGUGCUCUCAUCAUAUCUAUCAUCUCUUCGCAAUUCUUCUAAACCUGUAGGCUCUCUUCCUACUUUAGAAAAGUUUCUGAGCACGCAACAGGAUAUCAAUAUCCUUGAAUUAGGAGCAGGAUGUGGAAUCGUGGGUAUCACACUCGCGAAGCUCUUUUAUGAUAAAAUUAAUAAGAUCUUGCUCACUGAUCUCCCUGAAGCCUCGGAGAUACUGGAGAAGAACAUUUCUACAAUGGCUUCAAAGUCAGAUGUCUCGCUCCGUUGUUCUUGCUCUCAUCAAGUUCUUGAUUGGUCAAUGCCACUUUCAGGGGAUGUAAGGGGCGAGAGGUGGGAGUUGGUGGUGGUAGCGGAUUGUACAUAUAAUCCUGAUGUAGUACCAGAUUUAGUGCAGACACUGACGAAAUUGAGGGAUGGAAACAAGGAGAUGUUGAUUUUGUUGGCAAUGAAGGUGAGACAUGAUAGUGAGAUGGUGUUUUUUGAGCUCAUGGAGAAGGAGGAGUUUGGGGUUGUGGAGAGGUGCAAGGUGCCUUUGAAAAUGGUGGGCGAGGAAGGGCAGGAGAUUGAGAUUUUUGUUUUUAGGUGA